Messenger RNA from Phytomonas sp. Hart1, 403 nucleotides. The record is from the annotation of a GenBank genome assembly. Lineage: Eukaryota; Euglenozoa; Kinetoplastea; Trypanosomatida; Trypanosomatidae.
GUCUUAAUUUUCAAAAUGGUCAACUUCCCGAAGAAAAAGGUUCUGCACUGCCCUGACAAGCGUUGCAAUACGCACAAAACCUUCAAAGUGGUCCAGUACAAGGCCGGCAAGGCUCGCCUGUACGCUCGUGGUAAGCGUCGUUACGAUCGCAAGCAGUCUGGUUACGGUGGUCAGACAAAACCUAUUUUUCACAAAAAGGCCAAGACCACGAAAAAGAUUGUCCUGAAGCUUCAGUGCUCCAGUUGCAAAUCUAUCAUCCAGAGUGUCCUCAAACGUACCAAGCACUUUGAGUUGAAUGACAAGAAGAAGACUGGCAACAAGGACCCCACCUGGUAAAGAAGUUAUGUCUUAUAUUUGAUUGAGAUAGUGAUUUUUAUUUAUUAAUAUUAAAUAUAUAUAUUAA